CGCGGCAGCGCCACAGCGGCGCAGAAAGGGGGCGGAGAAGGAGACGAAGACGACGGCUAAGACUAGCGCGGUGCUGUGGGGUUUAGUGCUGAGAUUAUUAUUUUUUUCCUGCUCCGGUACACGCAACCGACACCGCAGAACGGACCGUGAACUGUUUCGUUUGUGAAGAGAUUUCUCCUCGGCGCAACGAGGACGCGCAAGGAAAACGUCACCGACGCGAUCACACCUGCACGGGAGCAUGCACAACAAAGACUGAUCAGGCACUCAAACCAAACCGCGCCACACCGAGCAAGGCGGUCCCACGACAGCUUCUCGAAGACAUAGAUUUAAAAAAAAAUAAUUGUACGCAUACAAGAGGCGUGUGUUGUGAAGGUUUGUGUCCGCGACGUUUGGUGUUGGACUUCCACAUUGCAGGCCGUUCCGUUCCGUUCCGAUCCGUGCCCGGCGCGUUAAACUAUAGCAGCACUUGCCUGCUGGCGUUGCUUUCAAUCGGACUUCAAAUAGUUGACUGUAUUUCCUGGGUCGAGGAGGAGAAUACCGGUCCUUGAUCGGUGUUUUGAUCCCGGCUGGAAGCAUCGCACAUCCCGGUUGGACCGGUCUAGGGGUCGCCCUCGGCAAGCCUCGCUGUUCAAUGUCCCCUUAAAAAACAAACCGCAGAACUAUGUGGGUCAGUCCCGAAGAUGUUUUACUGGCGGGCGCAUUAUGGAUCACCGAGAGAGCGAAUCCAUAUUUCAUCCUCCAAAAACGGAAGGGCCACGGGGAUGGAGGCGGGGGACUAGCGGGUUUGCUGGUUGGGACCCUGGAUGUCGUCUUGGACUCGAGUGCUCGGAUGGCCCCCUAUAGGAUCCUGUACCAGACCCCUGACUCUUUGGUUUACUGGAUCAUUGCUCAUGGAACCUCCCGUAAAGAGAUCACAGAGCACUGGGAAUGGCUGGAACACAACCUGCUGCAGACUCUCUCCAUCUUUGAGAACGAGAAUGACAUCACCACCUUUGUCAAAGGAAAAGUCCAGGGCAUCAUCGCGGAGUACAACAAGAACCACGACGUCAAAGAGGACGACGACACGGACAAGUUCAAGGAGGCCAGCGCAAAGUUUCGUAAGCUGUUUGGCAUGCCGGAGGAGGAGAAGCUGGUGAACUAUUACUCCUGCAGCUACUGGAAGGGCAAGGUGCCACGACAGGGAUGGCUCUACCUCAGCAUCAACCACCUCUGCUUCUACUCCUACUUACUCGGAAAAGAAGUGAAGCUGGUGGUGCGUUGGGCAGACAUCACCCAGCUGGAGAAGAGCGCCACCCUCCUGAUGCCCGACGCCAUCAUGGUGAGCACCCGCAUCGACGCGCACGUCUUCUCCGUCUUCCUCAACAUCAACGAGACCUUCAAGCUGGCGGAGCAGCUGGCCAACAUCGCCAUGCGCCAGCUGCUGGACAACAAAGGCUUCGAGCAGGACCGCACGCUGCCCAAGCUCAAGAAGUCCCCCACGAAGGUGUCGGCACUCAAGAGGGAUUUGGAUGCGAGAGCUAAGAGCGAGCGUUACCGGGCGCUCUUCCGUCUGCCCAAAGAUGAAAAGCUAGACGGACACACGGACUGCACUCUGUGGACCCCCUUUAACAAGAUGCACAUCCUGGGACAGAUGUUUGUCUCCACCAACUACAUCUGCUUCACCAGCAAGGAGGAGACUCUGUGCAGCCUCAUCAUCCCACUGCGAGAGGUGACCAUCGUGGAGAAGGCCGACAGCUCCAAUGUGCUGCCCAGCCCCCUCUCCAUCAGCACCAAGAAUCGUAUGACGUUUCUCUUUGCUAAUCUGAAGGACCGAGACUUCCUGGUCCAGAGGAUUUCUGACUUCCUGCAGCAGACCACCUCAAAGAUAUACCUGGAGAGGGAGCUCACUGGCAGCCUGAACAGCUCAGACGACGAGGUUUAUUCGCAGCCUGGAUCUGUGCUCUCCAGCAGCCCGCCGCACAGCUUGAGCUCGGAGGGCGAGCGCACGUUCAACCUCAACGACAGCAGCGUUCCCACAGCCACGCAGGCCCUCAUGACCAUGUACCGCCGCCGCUCUCCAGAGGAGUUCAAUCCCAAGCUGGCAAAAGAGUUCCUGAAGGAGCAGGCGUGGAAGAACCACUUUGCAGAGUACGGGCAGGGAGUGUGCAUGUACCGCACGGAGAAGACCAGGGACCUGGUCCUGAAGGGAAUUCCUGAGAGCAUGCGAGGAGACCUCUGGCUGCUCUUCUCUGGAGCCAUCAACGAGAUGGCCACCCACCCCGGGUACUACGAAGACGUGGUGGAGAAGUCGAUGGGGAAAUACAACCUGGCCACGGAGGAGAUCGAGCGAGACCUGCACCGCUCCCUCCCCGAGCACCCGGCCUUCCAGAACGAGAUGGGAAUCGCUGCCCUCCGCCGGGUCCUCACGGCCUACGCGUUCAGAAACCCCAACAUUGGAUACUGUCAGGCCAUGAACAUCGUGACUUCUGUGUUGCUGCUCUACGCCAAGGAAGAGGAGGCUUUUUGGCUGCUCGUGGCGCUCUGUGAGAGGAUGCUGCCCGACUACUACAACACCCGGGUCGUGGGAGCCCUGGUGGACCAGGGGGUGUUUGAGGAGCUCGCCCGCGAGUACGUCCCUCAGCUGUACGACUGCAUGCAGGACCUCGGGGUCAUCUCCACCAUCUCCCUCUCCUGGUUCCUCACCCUCUUCCUGUCCGUCAUGCCGUUCGAGAGCGCGGUAGUGGUGGUCGACUGCUUCUUCUACGACGGCAUCAAGGUCAUCUUUCAGCUGGCGCUCUCGGUGCUGCACGCCAACAUCCACCAGCUGCUGAGCUGCAAGGACGACGGAGAGGCCAUGACAGUGCUGGGCAGAUACUUGGACAGUGUCACCAAUAAGGACAGCACCCUCCCUCCCAUCCCCCACCUGCACUCAUUACUGACCGACAACGGGGAACCGCAUCCAGAGGUCGACAUCUUUAAACUGGUCCGCAGCUCCUACGAGAAAUUUGGUUCAAUCCGUGCAGAUGUCAUCAAACAGAUGCGUUUCAAACAGAGGCUGAGGGUCAUCCAAACGAUUGAAGAUACAACUAAACGCAAUGUGGUUAGGACAAUUGUAACAGAGACGGCCUUCAGCAUUGACGAGCUGGAGGAGCUCUAUGUUCUCUUCAAGGCGGAGCACCUGACCAGCUGUUACUGGGGCGGCAGCAGCAACCCGACUGAGCGCCACGACCCCAGCCUGCCCUACCUGGAGCAGUACCGCAUCGACGUGGAGCAGUUCAAAGGCCUCUUCAACCUGCUGUUUCCCUGGGCCAACGGCGCCCACUCGGACCCCCUGGCUGUGCGCUUCUUCCGUCUCCUCGACCAAAACGGAGAUGCCCUCAUCAAUUUUCGGGAGUUCAUCAAUGGCCUGGGGGUCCUGUGUCACGGGGACCACACUGAGAAGCUGAAGCUCCUCUACAAGAUUCAUGUGAUGCCUGAAAUGAGGCAUGAACCAGAGGAAGCUGACUCUGCCUACGAAGCCACACAGUACUUCUUUGAAGACAUCACUCCAGAAACGUCCCUUGGUCAUGACUCAAAGUGCAGAAGUGAGCGGGAUGAUGGCUUUGUGAGAGUUACAUUCAAGACUGAAAAAGUGAAGAAACUAAACACUCCUGAAUACCGACAAUACCUGAAGCUGUGGAAUCAGGAAACAAAACCCAACCUAGAAAACACAAAAGAACUCCCGAGGCUGAAUCAGAGCCAGUUCAUAGAGCUUUGCAAGACCCUCUACAGCAUGUUCAGUGAGGACGUUGCAGAACAGGAGCUCUAUCACGCCACGGCAACCGUCACCAGUCUGCUGCUGGAAAUGGGAGAAGUGGGGAAGCUGUUCUGCGUCGGCGCGGAGGACGAACCGGGGGCGAGCGCGUGCGCCGAGGAAGACGACGGCGAAACCCGCCAGGAGGCGCGGCUCUGCUUCGCCCCCCCGGGUCCGGGGGACGAGCCGAGGCCCCGGGAGGAGGGGGACGGGGGGAGUGAGCCGCCGCCGCCCAUGCAAGACGUCAAGCUGGAGGACUCGUCUCCCAGAGACGCGGGCGCCUCAUCCGCCAUGCUCAUCUCGGACGACGAGACCAAAGACGACACCUCGAUGUCCUCUUACUCGGUGCUCAGCGCGGGCUCCCACGAGCUGGACGAGAAGCUGCAGUGCGAGGACAUAGCGGACGACACGGUGCUGGUGUGCGGCGGCGAGGGCGAGGGAAGCAGCCGGCCCGCCGCCGCCCCCGCCGCCGCCGCCAGAGGGCUUCCUCACAGCGCCAGCAUCGACAAAGACUGGGCCAUCACGUUCGAGCAGUUCCUGGCCUCCGUGCUCACCGAGCGAGCCCUGGUGCAUUAUUUCGAGAAGCCGGUGGAGGUGGCGGCUCGAAUAACCAACGCCAAGAACGUCCGUAAAGUCGGGUGCCCGCCGCUCUCGGCGAGUGACUAUGAGAUCUCGCUGUCCGGCUGAGACUUGACGCAGACUUUUUCCCCAAAGGGAGCCGCGGUUAUCGCUCGUGGUGUGUGUGUGUAAAAACAUGGGAGUUUCAGAGGACAAUGGAGGUAAGGGAAUGUGUACGAUAACGAUUGAAUGACCAAAAAAACUGCUGUUGGGGACGCAUUUUUAAAGAGUUGAAACAAUCAGGAGAUUCUGUCGGGCUGAGAGGGAACGGGACGUUAAUGUAUGAGGUUUGCUCGGAUGAUGUCGGUGUGUACAUGUCGUAGCUGUACUUUAUACAUUAUGCAUAAAUGAUAUUGUAAUGUCGAGCUACUAAGGCUAUGUAGAUGUAAACGGUUCUAAAGUUCUAAACCCGACAAAUCAUCCUUUGAUUCUAUUUGCUGUCGAAAAAAAAGCUGUGAGAAUUUAAUGAUAAAGUAAAAUUUCGCAUAUUGUGUAAACUCUUUCCAGCUCCACUUCUUUUCUAAAGGAUAGUGAGUGAAACACACACACACACACACACACAAAAACCUUCCAAAUAAUACCCAAUAAUUGUCCUGGUGUGUUUUCUCCAGUUAUUAAUUGGUAAUGCCAUGCAUUUUUGGGACUGAUGGUGAAAGAAUUACACUAAAAAUGCUGUUGAAUGAAAAGCCUGCACUUUCUUUAUGUUUACAACACACAAUGUGAUCCCCUGAGGUGUUACGACCUUUAUUUUUACAUGUUUAAACUUUUUGCUCUGUACAUUUUUAUGUUGCAGUUUGAAACUUGUUUUUAUAUUUUUAAUUUUUUAAACUGUAUUUUAAAUGUCCAGAUAAUUUACUCUGGAUUCCACUGCAUUGUCUAUCACUCAUCUAAUUAAAAGUGUGAUUGAUUCGAAA
Pungitius pungitius (ninespine stickleback) is the source of this 5304-nucleotide messenger RNA. RefSeq names its product TBC1 domain family, member 9 (with GRAM domain) (gene tbc1d9). The transcript has 21 exons. The coding region runs from base 662 to 4459 and encodes 1265 amino acids. NCBI's taxonomy places the organism in Eukaryota, Metazoa, Chordata, Actinopteri, Perciformes, Gasterosteidae. Gene Ontology annotation, molecular function: calcium ion binding. The record is from RefSeq and is a predicted model, not a curated record.